CUUUUUAGAGGUGGCCUCAGCAACAUGUUGUUUCAGUGCUCACUACCUGAUACCGUUGAGACAGUGGCAGAUGAACCACGGAAAGUUCUGCUGCGCUUAUACGGUGCAAUCCUGCAGAUGAGGUCCUGUAAUAAGGGAGAGUCUGUACAGUCUCAGAAGGAAAAUGACUUGCAAGGGGCAGAAGCCAUGGUUCUGGAAAGUGUUAUGUUUGCCAUUCUUGCAGAGAGAGCGCUCGGCCCAAAGCUGUAUGGAAUCUUUCCACAAGGACGACUGGAGGAGUUCAUUCCUAGCAGGAAACUGAGCACUGAAGAGCUAAGCUUGCCUGACAUAUCUGCUGAAAUAGCUGAGAAGAUGGCUAGAUUUCAUGGCAUGAAAAUGCCAUUUAAUAAAGAACCUAAGUGGCUUUUUGGAACAAUGGAAAAAUAUCUAAAUCAAGUGCUGAGAAUUAAAUUUACCAGAGAAUCCAAAACUAGAAAACUGAACAAACUCCUCAGUUACAAUCUCCCCCAGGAAAUGAAAAAUCUCAGAGCUAUGCUUGAAGCUACUUCUUCACCAGUUGUAUUUUGCCACAAUGACUGUCAAGAAGGUAAUGUCUUACUUCUGGAAGGCAGAGAAAAUUCAGAAAACCAAAAGCUGAUGCUCAUUGACUUUGAAUACAGCAGCUAUAAUUACCGAGGAUUUGACAUUGGAAAUCACUUCUGUGAGUGGAUGUAUGAUUACACAUAUGAGAAGUACCCGUUUUUCAAAGCCAGUGCUCUUAAAUACCCUUCAAAGAAACAACAGCUUCAUUUUAUCUCCAGUUACCUGUCUGCAUUUCAUGAUGGCUUUGAAAAUCUGAGCAAUGAAGAGAAGUCCAAACUAGAAGAAGAAGUGUUGAUAGAAGUUAACAGGUUUGCCCUUGCAUCACACUUCUUCUGGGGUCUGUGGUCUAUUAUACAAGCAAAGAUCUCAUCCAUUGAGUUUGGUUACCUGGAAUAUGCGUCAUCCAGAUUUGAUGCCUACUUUGAACAGAAGAGGAAGCUGGAGGUGUGAGUGUGGGAGGAGUGGCCUGUUGGUUACUGUGUGAAGAGGGCAGCUGGACAGAACUUUCACUGUGCUUAGGCUACUGUAUCUCUAACGAAGGUGUCACUGAAUUCCAGUCCCUGGGAAUGCAGGUGUACAGUACUGAAGACUGUAUAAAAAUGACUUGUUUACAGUUUCGUAAAUACUUGGAAUGAGAUUGGGAGGCAAAAUUAAAAUACAACAGUGCAAUAUCUUUGAGUCUUUUCAAUCUAGAAGCUAUUUUAUAUUAUGGGAGAAGCUUACAAUUAAGUGUCAAUACCACAUGCAUCAGAGCAAACUUACUGUGAGUACAUUUCUGGGGGGUGUUGGCAUUAUGGUUUGUGUAUUGUAAGCAGAACAGUUGCAAAAGGUGAUUCAUUGUAGAAACUGCCUCUUAAAGAGAAGGAAAAGGGAAGGAGACAACUGUUAAACUGUGAAGUAGGCUGAAAAGCUUACUGUGAGGUUAGGUUCAACAUGCCCCAUGAACACUAUCUUCAAAGCUGCUGAUAUGUUACACCACUUUAACCAGAAGCAACUAAACACAUGGAAGCAACGUGCUUUAAAGUGU
This is a messenger RNA of Acanthisitta chloris (rifleman), 1609 nucleotides long. RefSeq names its product choline kinase alpha (gene CHKA). The annotation marks the transcript as partial. Gene Ontology annotation, biological process: CDP-choline pathway; phosphatidylethanolamine biosynthetic process. The record is from RefSeq and is a predicted model, not a curated record. Gene Ontology annotation, molecular function: choline kinase activity; ethanolamine kinase activity. The transcript is spliced from 11 exons. Lineage: Eukaryota; Metazoa; Chordata; Aves; Passeriformes; Acanthisittidae. Gene Ontology annotation, cellular component: cytoplasm.